CCAAUCAGAGAGCACGGAGCGGUAUUUGAAUCACGAACAGGCCUUUGUACCUUAGAGCAGCUUGUUUUGGGUUGAAGAGUUCGAGUAACAUCGAGGUCAAACAACGGCGAGAUUUUAAGUUUUUAAAACUAUCGAUUAGUUAUGGAAAUGCACGCUUUGCGCAAUGCAAACAACCCUGUGUUCAUUGGUGGCAAAGCAGGGCCUGUAAAUGGCGGUACAAGGAGGGCAGUGUUUGGCGAAAUCUCAAAUUUGGCUCAUAAACCAGUUCAAACCAAGAAGAGUCUACUUGUAAAACCAACUGUCCGGCAAAAUGUGCUACCAAAACGUGCCCAUGUAGAGCCGGAGCUCCCCCAACCUGCUGAAGUUGUACCCCCAGCUCAAGGUGAUGUCAGUAUGAAGGAAGAUGAGUUGUGUCAAGCCUUUUCCAGCACCCUCUUUCCAGUCGACGAUAUUGAUGAAGGUGAUGCCGACAUGCCCCAGUUGUGUUCCGAGUAUGUUAAGGACAUCUAUAAAUAUCUGCAAAGCCUUGAGGCUCAACAACCCAUUCAUCCUUGUUAUAUGCAUGGCUAUGACAUCAAUGGGCGCAUGCGUGCUCUCCUGGUUGACUGGCUGAUUCAGGUGCACUCAAGGUUUCAACUGCUGCAGGAGACUUUGUACAUGACUGUGGCCAUUCUUGACCGCUUCCUUCAGGUCCAACCAGUGACCCGCAAGAAGCUACAGCUAGUGGGGGUUACUGCAAUGUUGAUCGCUUGUAAAUAUGAAGAGAUCUUUGUGCCUGGGGUUGGGGACUUUGCUUACAUUGCUGAUGAUGCUUUCACAAAAGCUCAGAUUCGAGAGAUGGAGAUGUUGAUUCUCAGUGGGCUGAACUUCGAGCUUGGACGUCCUUUGCCCCUGCAUUUUCUGCGGCGAGCAUCAAAGGCUGGAAAUGCGGAUGCAGAAAAGCAUACACUUGCGAAGUAUUUUCUUGAACUGACGCUGCUCGAUUAUGACAUGGUCCAUUAUCACCCUUCUGAGACUGCGGCUGCUGCCCUGUGCCUUUCACAACUUGUGCUUGAUGGCCAAAAAUGGUCACCAACCCAACAACACUACUCCACAUAUGAUGAGGCUCACUUAAAGCCUAUCAUGCAGCACAUUGCCAAAAAUGUUGUUAGCGUCAAUGAGGGUCUCUCCAAGCAUGUGAGUGUGAAGAAAAAGUAUUCAAGCAGUAAGUUGAUGAAGAUCAGCCUCCUUCCUCAGUUGAAGUCUUCGCUUGUAAAGGAUCUUGCUGCACCUUUGCUGUCCAGCUCUUGAGGAUUUAACUUUUAUGUAGUAACGGACAAUCAACCUGCACUUUAUUACGUGGCAGCCAUUUUGGGAGAUGGACUGCUGCUUUUAAACGGAUGUACAUAUUCUUAAACUGUCUUUAUUAAUAAACGCUAAUUUUAGCUUAAAUUUUAAAAUGAGGUUUUGAAUUGGGUUUUAUCUUUUGUGUAUACUUCCUGGAGCUGUAUAUUUGCUUGAAUGUUUAUUUUGCAAACUGAAUUUAAUACCAAAGGUUUAACUCUG
Misgurnus anguillicaudatus (oriental weatherfish) is the source of this 1545-nucleotide messenger RNA. RefSeq names its product cyclin B2 (gene ccnb2). NCBI's taxonomy places the organism in Eukaryota, Metazoa, Chordata, Actinopteri, Cypriniformes, Cobitidae. The record is from RefSeq and is a predicted model, not a curated record.